This is a messenger RNA of Peromyscus maniculatus bairdii (prairie deer mouse), 2038 nucleotides long. RefSeq names its product acyl-CoA synthetase medium chain family member 1 (gene Acsm1). The record is from RefSeq and is a predicted model, not a curated record. NCBI's taxonomy places the organism in Eukaryota, Metazoa, Chordata, Mammalia, Rodentia, Cricetidae. Gene Ontology annotation, cellular component: mitochondrial matrix. Gene Ontology annotation, biological process: acyl-CoA metabolic process; fatty acid biosynthetic process. Gene Ontology annotation, molecular function: fatty acid ligase activity; fatty-acyl-CoA synthase activity.
UCCAAUUCCUGAAGUUGUCUGCUAAACAUUCUCCUCAGCCAGGGGCCAAGUUCAACAACUGUGUUCCAAGUCCUGGGAAGGACUACACACAACGAGCAGACUCUACAAGCACCUUUCCUAAGUAGAUCCGGCCCACUUGUGUCCUCCACAGUACCAGAGGACCAUCCCAAUAUGCAGUGGCUGAAGAAGUUUCAGUUCUCAUGGGGCAUCUUCAAAUUCUUCCAUAGCUCCUCCCCAAGCUCUUCUCAGCAGCACAGUGCAUCUACCUCAGGAGCUGGAACUCAAAGAUGGAAAGACUAUGAUUCACCUGAGGAAUUUAACUUUGCAAGAGAUGUGCUGGACUACUGGGCUCAAAUGGAGGAGGAGGGCAAGAGAGGCCCAGGUCCGGCCCUGUGGUGGGUGAAUAGCCAAGGAGAUGAGAUAAAGUGGAGCUUCCGAGAGCUGAGGGACUUAACCCGUCGUACUGCCAACGUCUUUGAGCAGACUUGUGGCCUGAAGCAGGGAGAUCGCCUGGCCUUGAUUCUGCCUCGAGUGCCCGAGUGGUGGCUAGUGACAGUGGGCUGCUUUCGAACAGGGAUUGUCUUCAUGCCUGGGACUACCCAGCUGAAAGCCAAGGACAUCCUCUACCGACUACAAACGUCUCAAGCAAAAGCCAUUGUGACCACAGGGAGCCUCGUCCCAGAGGUGGACUCUGUAGCUUCUGAGUGUCCUACCCUGAAAACCAAGCUGGUGGUGUCUGAUCAUAGCCAUGAAGGGUGGCUCAACUUCCGGUCACUGAUUAAAUCAGUACCCCCAGAUCACACCUGUGUUAAGUCAAAGAUGAAGGAUCCUAUGGCCAUCUUCUUCACCAGUGGGACCACAGGUUUCCCCAAAAUGGCAAAGCACAACCAGGGACUUGCCUUCCGGUCCUGUGUCCCUUCAUGCAGGAAAUUGUUGAACCUGAAGACAUCUGACAUCUUGUGGUGCAUGUCAGACCCAGGAUGGAUUCUGGCUACCGUGGGGGCCAUGAUCGAACCAUGGGCAUCAGGGGCUACAAUAUUCAUCCACCACCUCCCUCAGUUCGACCCCAAAGUCAUUGUAGAGGUACUGUUCAAAUACCCCAUCACUCAAUGCCUCGCUGCGCCAGCCGUGUACAGAAUGAUUCUUCAGCAGAAAAUCACCAAUCUCAGGUUCCCCAGCCUGGAGCACUGUACCACCGGCGGAGAGAGCCUGCUGCCUGAGGAGUACAAGCAAUGGGAGCAAAGGACAGGCAUUCUCAUCCAUGAGAUCUAUGGACAGUCAGAGACGGGGAUAAGCUGUGCUGUCUCGCGGGAAAUGAAGGUCAAGAGAGGCUCCAUUGGGAAGGCCAUAUUACCCUUCGACAUCCAGAUUAUUGACGAGAAAGGCAACAUCCUCCCGCCCAACACUGAAGGAUACCUUGGCAUCAGGAUCAAGCCCACCAGGCCUCUAGGCCUCUUUGUGGAAUAUGAGAAUAGCCCAGAGAAGACAGCUGAAGUAGAAUGUGGGGAUUUUUACAACAGUGGAGAUAGAGCAACGGUUGAUGAAGAUGGCUACUUCUGGUUCUUGGGCCGGAGUGAUGAUGUCAUCAAUGCUUCUGGGUACCGCAUUGGGCCUACAGAAGUGGAGAACGCCUUGGCGGAGCAUCCGGCGGUGGCGGAGUCGGCCGUGGUGAGCAGCCCGGACCUGAAUCGAGGAGAGGUGGUGAAGGCAUUUGUUGUCCUGACCCCCGAGUUCCUGCUGCACAAUCAGGAACAGCUGACCAAAGAUCUGCAGCAGCAUGUGAAGUCAGUGACAGCGCCGUACAAGUACCCCAGAAAGGUGGAGUUUGUUGCAGAAUUGCCCAAAACUGUCACGGGUAAAAUCAAAAGGAAGGAGCUUCGACUGAAGGAGUACAGUCAGAGGAGAUGAGCAACCAGCCCAGGAGCAUCCCAUGACCUGGCACAAUUACCACCCUUCCUGGAAGUCGUUUGUCCUGUAGAUGGCUACAGUGAACUCUCAAACUGGGUUUGUGGGCAAUAAAACAUGAACCUGAAUAGCA